CGCGGCUGAGCCCCAGGGGUGGCGUCAACGACGAUCAGGGUGCAAAAGCAAGUUUAAAUAAAACACGAAACUACGCCGAGAAGUAGAAGAAGAAGUUAAAUGCGCAGCCGCGUCAGCGGCUGCAUCGUUGAUCAUGCAUCUCCACUCUGCAACAGCUAAACUAUUGGCGGUGAAAGAAAGUCCGGGCUCGACCUGUCGAUCAUGUAGGGUGCGCAACCCUAAUACUCACGCCAUCGCGGACCUGCAGCUUAGCUUCGGCGCAUGUUGGCCCAUCAAAGGAUGCAUACCAGAACAGUAUGCCAAGUAAUUGCGACUGAAACCCCUUGGGUAUCUAUAUAAAGCUCAUCAGAAUGAGUUUCACCAUUGACCAAACAAGGCAGCCAGGACAUCUUCUGAUUCCGAAGGUCUUUGUAAUCGUAAUCACCCCUCACAAUGCCGUCAAUCCAGUUCAUGCCUGAAAGGGAUCCCCCGUCGGACGCAGCUUACCCUUCCUCAGCGGAACGGGCGGGAGGAAAGAAUGUACACAUUACAUACAAUGACACCCUUCGCCUGCUCAAUGCGCUCAACACCAACUUUGCGUAUCGUCAACUCCAGAUCGAGACAGUGGACCAAGAUGUCUUCAUCCAGGACAUGUUGAGAUGGUGCCGUGCUGUGGGAUAUGAGAGUCCCAAUUUCGAUCCCUUGAAUGCGGUGCACAUUGCCGGAAGUAAAGGCAAAGGUUCCACCUCGGCGUUUAUCUUCUCGAUUUUGUCCGAGUACCAGAGUCACGAGAACCCAAUCAAGAAGCUGGGACUUUACACGUCACCUCAUCUGCGCACUGUCCGAGAGCGCAUUCGGAUCAGCCCCUCCAACGAUACCCCUUUCCACCACACGUCUCUGACCGAAGACCAAUUCGUCCAGUACUUCUGUGAUGUCUGGGGCCGACUCGGUCUGACAGAGGAGACCGCCAAGAGCGGCCCUCCCUUUGCCCGCUUCCUCACCCUGGUGGCCCUUCACGGGUUCCUGCAGGAGAAAGUCGACACCGCCGUGGUCGAAGUGUGCCUCGGUGGCCGACAUGACUCAACCAAUGUACUUCACAGACCUAGUGUCAGUGCAAUCACGAGUCUCGCCCUAGAGCACACCGACGUUCUCGGCAACACCAUCGAAGACAUCGCCUGGGCCAAAGGCGGCAUCAUCAAGCCCGGUGUCCCGAUCUUGACUAUUCCCCAAGCUCCCGGCGCUACCGCUACCCUGCAGAAGAUCGCCGCUGAAGUAGGAGCGCCACUGACCAUUGUCUCCAUGCACCCAGAAGUGGAGACCAUGGAACUGGGACUAGCAGGAGACUUCCAGAAGAUAAACGCUAGUUUGGCCAUAGCCGUAGCGGCGACCCAUCUACGCAACAUGGGCUACUCGGACAUUCCCGAGGACAUCACCUCCGCUCCCCUACCGGAGAAAUUCCGUCGCGCCCUGGAGACCGCCAGCUGGCCGGGCCGCUGCGAGACGCGGGACUGCCGGUCCGGUCGGUUCCAUCUGGAUGGCGCACACACCGUGGAGAGCAUGGACCUGGUGGGAUCCUGGUUCGCGAAGAAGGCUGCACCGCAGCAGGACUCCGCGAAGCGGGUCCUCAUCUUCAACCAGUCCACCCGCGAUGCUUUCACCUUGGUGCGCCACCUCCGGGAUAGCAUUCGUCAGACUGCGGGUAAUGGGAGUAGCCUGGCUGAGAAGCCGUUCCAUCAUGUCAUCUUCUGCUCCAACAUCGCCUGGGAGAAGGAUGAGACGGCGGAUAUGGAGCGCGCGUCCAUGACCUUCCAUGGUAAUGUGGGCGAGGAGAACCUCAACCUGCAGGCCCAGCUGAACACUUACUGGCGCGGUAUCCCCGGUGAGGAGUUGACGGGUAUUACUGUCGUGCGCACCGUCGAGGAAGCUAUCCGCUGCGCGGGGGGUGUUGGCAGCGUCGGUGGCCAGGGCCGUGUGCCGCCGCUUGUGCUCAUCACGGGUAGUCUGCACUUGAUUGGAAGUGCGUCGGAGGUGUUGGAGACCCUCGAAGAAGAGGGCCUUUACUUGUGAGAAGCUACGCGGGGUCUGCUGUGAACGAACUCAUUAUUUUAUUUCGGAUGUAUUAUAUUAGGCUUUCCUUUGUUUAGAGAGAUGUAAUCAUACAAAAGGGGCACGAAUGGGGGGUAGUGAUAUGUAUUCAUGAAUCAUAUUUCGGGUUACCGAGUGGAGGAUCAAUUGAUAUC
Messenger RNA from Aspergillus vadensis CBS 113365, 2219 nucleotides. Its product is annotated as tetrahydrofolylpolyglutamate synthase. Bases 433 to 2046 code for a protein of 537 amino acids. The record is from RefSeq and is a predicted model, not a curated record. The transcript has 4 exons. Gene Ontology annotation, molecular function: ATP binding; tetrahydrofolylpolyglutamate synthase activity. Gene Ontology annotation, biological process: tetrahydrofolylpolyglutamate biosynthetic process. NCBI's taxonomy places the organism in Eukaryota, Fungi, Ascomycota, Eurotiomycetes, Eurotiales, Aspergillaceae. Gene Ontology annotation, cellular component: cytosol; mitochondrion; cytoplasm.